Messenger RNA from Cyclocybe aegerita, 315 nucleotides. The record is from the annotation of a GenBank genome assembly. NCBI's taxonomy places the organism in Eukaryota, Fungi, Basidiomycota, Agaricomycetes, Agaricales, Hemipholiotaceae.
AUGAACUCCCCCACCUUCUCCAUCGCACACGGCACCACGAAGCACGCCUACCCCUUCACCUCCCUCCCUCCCAUUACCUCCCGCAUCCCACCCCACAUCGUCAUCAUCGACACGGGGAGGAAGCUUUCGCAACUGUAUGACUCGGACAUCGCGUUCGAGAGAGACUUUGCGUGGAUAAGCGACAGUGCAACCCAGGAUAUGAUGACGGCCAUGCAGAGGAUUUAUUUGGCGUGGAUGGGUGCGAAGCCAGAGCAGAGGUGGCUUGAGGGAGGAGAGGGGGAGGACGAAGACGACGACGACGAGUAUAGCGACUAA